This is a messenger RNA of Penicillium angulare, 876 nucleotides long. Its product is annotated as bZIP transcription factor. The record is from RefSeq and is a predicted model, not a curated record. Lineage: Eukaryota; Fungi; Ascomycota; Eurotiomycetes; Eurotiales; Aspergillaceae. Gene Ontology annotation, biological process: regulation of DNA-templated transcription. Bases 1 to 876 code for a protein of 291 amino acids. Gene Ontology annotation, molecular function: DNA-binding transcription factor activity. The transcript has 3 exons.
AUGCAUCAAUCUACAAGUUACGAUGCCCGUUCGGGUUCUCGUUCCUCCAGUCACAGCAAUAGCAGCGCCUUCAGUCCCAACGCAAACCCAAAUGAAGACUGGACCAAGAUCUCUGAUCUAGCAGAGCGUCGCCGCAUCCAAAAUCGUAUCGCGCAAAGAAAUUAUCGCAAGAAGCUUAAGCGCCGCCUAGAAGAUCUAGAAAGACGAGCUGCAUCUUCAGCCUCACCAGAACAAUCCCAUGCAGAGGUCGUCCAACAGCCAAAAGCAACAAACAAAGGCCGCUCCAAGCACCGCGCCUCCAAAUCAGUUGACUCCAAACAACAACUCCCCCACCAUCAUCAACAGGUAGACCGGGCCGGAUCUUAUGAAUUCUACAAUGGUGAAGAGCGAUCAAUGUUCGCCCAACAAUGUACUCGCCAAUUAACCGCCUCGCCACCCCCGGCCUUCUCUCCAUACCCCCAAAUGCCCGCAUAUGAAGCCUACCGCCAGACAUACAACCAAGUACCAGUCUACCAAACUAUCCCAACAGGAUACGGCAACAUGUCAUUCCCCGAAUACAACGACGCAAUCCCCUCAGUGGUUCCCAUGGUUCCCACAGCAGCAAUGGGAGCACCCCGCAAAGCCUACGAUGAAGACAUCAUGAGUCCGUUUAGCAUGAGUUAUGCCUCGAUGGCAGGCAUCGAUUUAUGUCCUCAACCGACACACGCAGAACCCAGUCUUUCGAUGCCUUCGCUUUCCUACGGGUACCCGGAUAGCCAGCGUGGAGUAUCGACGUCCCCCGGGGCUUCGAUCUUUACGUUUCCGUUAACUCCGGAGUCGACUCCCUGUUCCCCCCGGUCUAUGCCAGGGCUGUACGAAUAUGAUCUGCGGUCAUAA